Drosophila persimilis is the source of this 603-nucleotide messenger RNA. RefSeq lists its product as uncharacterized. The record is from RefSeq and is a predicted model, not a curated record. NCBI's taxonomy places the organism in Eukaryota, Metazoa, Arthropoda, Insecta, Diptera, Drosophilidae. Bases 17 to 538 code for a protein of 173 amino acids. The transcript has 2 exons.
AGUGUCAGUCCAGCAGAUGCUGCUUCUGGGCCUAGUCCUGCUGGCCGCCACCCCAAUUCGAGUUCAAGCGAAGCACACGCUGAAGCUGCAUAGCCUGGAGAAGCUGCACGAAGAUAACGACGAUCUGGAAAGCGUGUUGCGCAUAGCCGAGGACGAGGAGAACUUGGUCAAGGUCAGCGGCGAGCUGAAGCAGCACGUGACCAUCGACAACGAAUGGCAGAUCCACUUUCUUAUAUCCCGCGCCAAAGAGCGCGACGAGGAGUUCGAGGAAUUCUUAAACAUGCCUCGGCUCGGCGUCUGCGACGUUAUGAAGACCUAUUACAAGGAGUUCCUGUACGAGAAGCUGAAGGAGCACUCGAACGCCCCGCACCCGGACUCUUGUCCCCUGCCGCCGGAGCACUACCAUCUCAAAGACUAUCCCCUGGACGUGCAACAACUGAAGAAGAUUCUGGUGCCCGGCUACUAUCGUAUCGAGAGCAAGCUGCUAAAGGAGGACCACAUCAAGCUGUCUUAUCUGGCGGUUAUCCAAGUCGAGUGAAAACAAGUGCACUUUACCCGCAUUGAUUUUAUUUUGGAAUUAGUAAAAUUAUUCGUGGGACCGCA